This is a messenger RNA of Lasiosphaeria miniovina, 864 nucleotides long. RefSeq lists its product as uncharacterized. The transcript is spliced from 4 exons. The coding region runs from base 1 to 864 and encodes 287 amino acids. The record is from RefSeq and is a predicted model, not a curated record. NCBI's taxonomy places the organism in Eukaryota, Fungi, Ascomycota, Sordariomycetes, Sordariales, Lasiosphaeriaceae.
AUGUCCAGCAACACGGAUAACCCAAAGCAGGGUCUUAUCACCCUCGUCGAGGCCCAGAAGACCAAGGCCCCGGCUGGAAAAAAGGCUCUGUGGACCAAGCUUGUGGAUCACAUCAAAGAUCCCAAAUAUGACCUCCCUCCGGGACAAACGAUGUGGACCUUCGGCCAGGACGUUGUGGUUGGCACUUCGACUGAGUUCAUAAAUGCUUACCGACUUCACAACAAGGGCAAACAGCCAAAGGAUUUUGAACAUCCCGCUGUCUUCAGCCAUUCCACCCAGGUUCCCCAGAGCGCUGGCAACGGCCCUAUAGUCCACCCGACCCGGAAGUUGUCUAAUGGUGACAAGUCUGUCCCGGCGGCCGGAGAGACCGGCCAGCUUGCUCAGUGGUCCUCGUAUAACCCUCAAGGAGCUCACCACUACAUCGACGUCUGGAUGCGAAUUGACCCUACUUUGGGUGGUGAUCCGAACAUUGUGUUUCACUAUCAACCCUUAAACGACACCGGAUCCAACGUCCAGACCGUCUACCAAGCCGAUUUCAAUACUCUGGACGCACCACUUCUGGCCGCAAACGGCGUUGGGCACUUGACGUUCCCCGGCGCUAUCACGACGGCCAACGGCCAACUAGCCGUGACUAACACCACCCUCCAGCUCUCCGUCGUCGCCCACACAGGAAUAGCUGCAAACCCCUGGAAGGUCUUGAUGGACUGGCAGGACCAGCUCUGCGUCAUCAUGGCCGCUGGCCCCUGCCUGUCCGGCGACAUAAUGCGAAACCACCUCUUCUUCUGCACCAGCCCCAACGGCGCCCGUGCACUCUACAUUGCCGAUAACAAGACCACCCUCCUGAAGAACAUGCCCGCCCAAUAA